This is a messenger RNA of Ochotona princeps (American pika), 1066 nucleotides long. RefSeq names its product transmembrane protein 179 (gene TMEM179). Bases 270 to 971 code for a protein of 233 amino acids. Lineage: Eukaryota; Metazoa; Chordata; Mammalia; Lagomorpha; Ochotonidae. The record is from RefSeq and is a predicted model, not a curated record. The transcript has 4 exons.
CCCCGCACAAACCUCAACCCAGGCCGUGCCGGCACACCCCCUGAGCUGGGCUGGCACGGUCGCGGCCGCAUCCCCCAGCCGUGUCCCAGUCGCGCACCCACCCUCCGGAGCCCGGGCGGCCUCCCCGCGUGGGCGCGCACGUGCGGGGCUGUCCGCUGGGCUGACCGCCGGCGCGGCCGCCGCGCACGCGUCCCGGGCGCCGCCACUGCGCAGCCUCCCGUGCGCCCCGCGCCCGGCCCCGCGCCGGCUCCGGCUCCCCCGACCCGACCAUGGCGCCCAGCAGCGCCCUCCUGGCGCAGUGCGUGUUUUCCGUGCUGGCGUUCCUGUUCAGCUUCGCCGUGGUGGUGCCACUGUCCGCGAACGGGCGCGACUUCGGCGGCCACUGCCCACUCUUCACCGAGGGCAUGUGGCUCAGCGCCAACCUCACGGUGCACGAGCGUGAGCGCUUCACCGUGCAGGAGUGGGGCCCGCCGGCCGCCUGCCGCUUCGGCCUGCUCGCUGGCUUCCUGUCGCUGCUACUGGCCGGGGCGCAUGCCUGGCGCGCCCUCUUCUUCCUUUGCAGGGGACACGAGGGCUCCCUGCUCCAGGCCUCCCUGAGCCUCUUGGUCAGCACGUUCGUGGUCUUCCUGGUCUUCAUUGCCGGCACCAUUGUCAGCGUUGGCUUCUCCAUGUGGUGUGACGCCAUCACUGAGAAAGGCACCCAGCCCCACAGCUGCGAGGCCCUGCAGGAUCUGGAUCUUGAGCUAAAUGUGGACAACUCGGCCUUCUAUGACCAGCUGGCCGUCGCCCAGUUCGGGCUCUGGGCCUCGUGGCUGGCCUGGCUGGCCGUGGCCGUGCUGUCCUUUCUGAAGGUCUACCACAGUUACCGCCAGGAGGACCUGCUGGGCAGUCUGGGCCAUGAGAAGGAGCUGCUGCUGGCCAGGCCGGCCGCUCGCACCGCCUUCCAGGGGGACAGAAGUGCUGUCAUCUAGGCCUCCAGUGUGGGCAGCCCCUGGGGUUCCCGCUGCACCCCUACAUACCAACCAAGGGCUGCUUGGUGUGUACCCCCAUCCCCCAUGGGAAACUA